Messenger RNA from Umbelopsis ramanniana AG, 1840 nucleotides. RefSeq lists its product as uncharacterized. Lineage: Eukaryota; Fungi; Mucoromycota; Umbelopsidomycetes; Umbelopsidales; Umbelopsidaceae. The record is from RefSeq and is a predicted model, not a curated record. The transcript has 6 exons. Gene Ontology annotation, molecular function: FAD binding. Bases 61 to 1821 code for a protein of 586 amino acids.
CACAAACCUACAAUAAGUCAAACUACAUCCUAAAGUGCUUAAUAACUUAUACCUACAAACAUGUUGGACGUGCUCAUUUGCGGUGCCGGUCCCGUUGGAUCUUUCUUUGCGAACUUGAUGGAUCAAUUUGGUCAUAAUUAUCGAAUUAUUGAUGGAGAGACGCCAGAAGCAAGGCAUGGUCAAAGUCGAGCACUACUUCUAACUGCACGAAGCUUAGAAAUUAUGGAGGACAGAGGUCUGUCUGGCGAACUUUUGAGCCAUGCUGUGAUCCCUCGCGGCUUACGACUACACUCGGACGCCAAACAAAUUGCAGAGAUAGAAAUGCGAGAUGUUGAUUCUCUUUACGGUCAUAUGACAGUAAUACCUCAAUGGAGAAUUGAGGAUACAUUGCAAGGCAGACUCACCAAGAAAGUGGAACGGCCAGUCAAGUUGAUCUCGUAUGUUCAAGAGAGCGACUACGUGGUAGCGAAGCUUCAGCACGGGGACGACGAGGACAACGUGGAAGAAGUGAAAGCAAAAUUUCUUGUAGGCUCGGAUGGUGUGCAUUCGGCCGUACGUAAGGGCACACCUGGCUGGACAUUUGAUGGUGUCGUCUUCCAAGUGCCAUUCGCGUUAGCGGAUGUCACCUUGACUGGAGACAAGCUUCCUGAUAUGCGCUAUGGCAACUUUAUUAACUCUAAAAACGGUGUGUUUAUGAUGAUACCGCUACUGGAUAGGGCUGGAGAAAAACUUAUCACCCGAGUUGUACUUAGUCUAAAUCCUGUCGGUUCUCCUGAUGAUAAGAACGCCUUGACCUCUCAUGACAAGAAGGAAGCAGUCUCUCAAGGCAUACAAACAGGCCAAUCCAUUACUCUCGAACAACUUCAGGAAAUGAUUGAUCAACGUAGUGGUGCUUUUAAAAUGAAAGCUGAGAACCCACAAUGGUUAGCCAAGUUUGGUGUUAAUGAACGCAAAGCAAAUGGCUUUCGGCGAGGAAGAUGUUUUAUUAUUGGAGAUGCUGCUCAUUGUCAUUCUCCAGCAGGAGGACAAGGAAUGAAUCUUGGCCUUCAAGAUGCGUACAGCUUGGCUUGGAAGAUUUCAUCUGUUUUGAAAAAUGCAGCAAAGAACCCGGAAGAGUUGUUAAAUUCUUAUUACGAUGAGCGAAGUCCGUAUGUGGAUGCCACCAUUGACGUAACGGGAAAAGUGGCAAGAAACAUGGUAACGCCUACUAUGAUUUCAGACUUCCUGCGAUCAUUUGUGCUUCCGCUGGCGUUGAACGUACCUUCCCUUCACAGUAAGGUUGGGUAUAUGGUACAACAGCUCUAUGUGACCAUCCCUUCAAACUCUACCCUAUUGGCCAAGAAAUCUGCUUCCGCUAUUAUUGAACCAGGACAAUACAUGAAGGAAUCUGGCAUCCUCAUUCCCAAGGAUACAAUGAAUACGUCACCACAAACCAUCAGGAGUAUUCUCAGGAAGUCAGAUCGGUAUAUCGCUUUGCUUGUUUGGAAUCAUGCCGGCGAUGACGACGCUUCUGCAAGCUUUUGGAACAUUCUCAAGCCUUACGAGAGGUUUGUAAGACCAAUUGUAGUGCUAAGCAAAAACAAUAUCUUUCGGUACAGAGUUCCAGAAUAUGCUCGCGACAGUGCUUAUGCCAAAGAAGGAUUUUGGUGCGAUACUAAGGGCCAACUUGCUGAACGACUUGGCAUUGAACACAACCAUGCUGGCAUUAUGCUCAUACGUCCUGACAUGUAUGUCACCUUUUCCGAAUCCUAUGAUGGCAAACAAGAAAUACCUCUCAUGUCGUUCGAGAAUUAUCUUUCUAGUCAGCUAAAUUCAGAAUAAAUCAAUGUUAUGUUUGCGC